Molecule: messenger RNA, 1706 nt
Organism: Zingiber officinale
Lineage: Eukaryota; Viridiplantae; Streptophyta; Magnoliopsida; Zingiberales; Zingiberaceae
Product: beta-glucuronosyltransferase GlcAT14B-like
Exons: 4
Coding region: 90-1430 (446 amino acids)
Cellular component (GO): membrane
Molecular function (GO): glucuronosyltransferase activity
Source: RefSeq, a predicted model, not a curated record
AAUCCAAUUUAAUUUUUCAAACGACUGAAUUUCGUAGAGAGAGAGAGAGAGAGAGAGAGAGAGUGGUGGCUUAGUUUCCAGAUCCGGCGAUGAAGGCGGCCUUCAACUCCGUGCACGGCCGGCAGGCGGCGGUGGCGGCGGACCGGAAGUGGAUCGCCCCGCUGGCCAUUGGCGCCACCGUCUCCCUGGUGCUUCUCCUCUUCCUCACCACACUCUCCUCCCCGGACUUCCCGCUCGCCCUCCUCCCCCUCUCGCUCCUCCCCUCCGCUCUACUCUCCCACCCAUCUAACCCUUUCGCCGCCCUCUACGCCCCCGUGUUUGUCGAGUCCAAGCUCCGUCCCGCCCCUCCCGCGUCCCUCCUUGGCAACGACCGGCCACCGCCCCGCCUCGCAUACCUUAUCUCUGGCACCGUCGGCGACGGAAACAUGAUCAGACGCGUCCUCCUCGCCCUCUACCACCCCGCCAAUCGCUACGUGGUCCACCUCGAUCUGGAGGCUUCCGCCGAGGAACGCGAUAAAUUAAGGGAUUACGUUGCUAGCCAUCCGCUCUUUGCAUCCGUGGGGAACGUCAGGAUGAUCACAAAGGCCAAUCUUGUCACGUACCGGGGGCCGACCAUGGUGGCGAAUACUCUCCAUGCCGCGGCUAUAUUGCUAAAGGAGGGUGGGGAUUGGGAUUGGUUCAUCAAUCUCAGUGCUUCAGAUUACCCCCUUGUCACCCAGGAUGAUCUGUUGCAUACAUUUUCAUAUUUGCCGAGGGAUCUCAACUUCAUCGAUCAUACAAGUAACAUUGGGUGGAAGGAGUUCCAGAGGGCGAAACCAGUAAUUAUAGAUCCAGGGUUGUAUUUGACUAAGAAAGCUGAUGUCUUUUGGAUUCCACAGAGGAGGAGUGUGCCCACUGCCUUCAAACUAUUCACAGGUUCGGCAUGGAUGGCUCUCUCCCAUUCUUUCAUUGACUAUUGCAUAUGGGGCUGGGACAACCUUCCACGAACUGUCUUCAUGUACUAUGCCAACUUCAUCUCCUCACCAGAAGGUUACUUCCAUACUGUCAUAUGCAAUGCACAAGAAUUUCGCAAUACCACUGUCAACCAUGACCUCCACUUCAUUUCAUGGGACAAUCCACCGAAGCAGCACCCACACUACCUCAACCUUAAUGACAUGGCACGCUCGGUAGCUAGCAAUGCGCCAUUUGCACGCAAGUUCCGGAGGGAUCAUCCUAUACUCGACAAGAUAGACACUGAGCUCUUACUUCGUAGGCCCAACAUGAUCGUUCCAGGAGGCUGGUGUGCAGGCAGUGGAGAAAACGGCAGUGACCCUUGCAUGGUUGUGGGAAAUACAACCUUUCUUCGACCCGGUCCUGGUGCAACCAGGCUGGAGCAACUUAUGCAGUCACUUCUAUCGAACGAAAAGUUCCACCCAAGGCAGUGCAAGUAAUCACAUUGAAGUCGUUUCUAGUUAACCAAAAGUGUACCUCGUUCAAUCCAAUUUGUAGGUUGUAAAAUUUAAUGUACGCACAUUGGUUAGCUCCAUCUCAAAGUAUAGAAGUUUGUUUCUAUGUUUACAUCACAUCCAGAAGCGUCCACGUAGGAUUGCAUCAAAUGUCACUGGAUUUGGGUGUAGCCUUCAUGUUUGAGUCUCACAUUAGACUAUAGCACUUCACUCUGUGUUCUUACAUUUUUCAAAUACAGCAGAGGUGGUUUCUUUCACUAA